GCGGCGGUGUCAGCCCGCCAUCAGCCCGCCGUGCCGCGGGCGCCUCUCCUCAGUACUGUGACCGCGGACCUGCGUGGUCCCGGUGGCGGCAGGAAGAGGCCCCAUUGUACGUGGAUCCGUCUCCCGCCGGGCCUGUUCGCUUUGCCGUGGGAGACGUGGCAGGGAAGUCCCAGGCGCAGACAGGAACCACCGGGCUCCCCUCGGGGCUGUAGCCGGGCAUGGAGGGCAGCCAGGGGAACUUUCUGCCCCGUGUUUCCGUGGGAGACCGGGGCUGCUGGGUGCCCUGGGGCUGCCCCUGUGGAUCACCCCCACACUCGGUUUGACGGGACCCUCUUUUUCACAUCUGGUCCCCAAUAUUUGCGCUCCUGUGGGCCCUGAACCGGAGCUGGUUCUGCAGCAAUGACGAGUUAAGGUCUCUCCGGCACCUCACGCACAGCACGGCCGCAGCCGUAGGACGGACCUGUUUAUGCCGUGAAAGACACCGUGACAGCAACGCUGCUGGAAUGAUUUUGUAAACAGCUGGUUCUUGAUGCUGCGGUUAUUUGCAUUUAGUCCGAUUUUACAGACACGCACGUGAUCAUGCAAAAGCCUGCGUUAGAGGUUGUUUCCUUGCGGAACAACUUGUGGAAGAGCCCAGUUUGCAGACGCCGGCUGGACCGCUCCUCCCUGCACACAGGCCCAUGCCGCUGCCUGCGCAGCACGCGAGCUCGGGCCGGGCUCCUCUUCGUGCGGGUGCCGCGCGCGUCACUCCGGCCGUGACUGCGGAGGUGGCACCAGCGGCACCGCCGGCCCAUCCCGCCCUGCUGCCGCUGACCAAGCACGAUUUCCAGAUGAUUGUAGGUUCCCCACUAGAGGAAGUGGGCAAACCAGUUAGGAGUAGGAAACAAAGAGUAUAGCAGCAGAGAUGGACGAACAAGCCCUAUUAGGCCUAAACCCAAAUGCCGAUGCAGACCUCAGACAAAGAGCACUAGCCUACUUUGAGCAGCUGAAGAUCUCUCAGGAUGCUUGGCAAGUCUGUGCAGAAGCAUUAGCUCAGGGUAUAUACAGUGAUGAUCACAUCAAGUUUUUUUGUUUUCAAGUUCUGGAACAUCAAGUUAAGUUCAAAUACUCUGAACUUACUGAAGUCCAGCAGCAGCUAAUUAGGGAAACACUCAUAACAUGGCUGCAAGCACAGAUGCUGAAUCCCCAACCUGAGAAGACUUUUAUUCGCAACAAAGCAGCACAAGUCUUUGCAUUGCUUUUUGUUACUGAAUAUCUCACAAAAUGGCCCAAGUUUUUUUUUGAUAUUCUAUCAGUAGUUGACCUUAAUCCACGAGGCGUGGACAUGUACCUCAGAAUCCUUAUGGCUGUUGAUGCUGAGCUGGUAGACCGGGAUGUUGUUCAUACAUCAGAGGAGGCUCGUAGGAACACCUUAUUAAAAGAUACUAUGAGGGAACAGUGCAUUCCAAGUUUGGUGGAAUCGUGGUACCAAAUCCUACAAAACUAUCAAUAUAAUAACUCAGAAUUGACAUGCCAGUGCCUUGAAGUAGUUGGAGCAUAUGUAUCCUGGAUAGAUUUGAGCCUGAUAGCCAAUGAAAGGUUUAUAAAUAUGCUGCUAGGUCACAUGUCUGUGGAAGUUCUCCGGGAAGAAGCCUGUGAUUGUUUGUUUGAAAUUGUAAAUAAGGGAAUGGACCCGAUUGACAAAACAAAAUUGGUUGAAUCUUUAUGUCAAGUAUUGCAGUCUGCUGGCCUCUUCAGUAUUGAUCAGGAAGAUGAUGUGGAUUUUCUGGCCAGAUUUUCAAAGCUGGUCAAUGGGAUGGGGCAAGCAUUAAUAGCUAGUUGGACUAAACUGAUAAAAAAUGGUGAUAUGAAGAGUGCUCAGGACACUCUGCAAGCUAUUGAAGCAAAAGUGGCCCUAAUGUUGCAACUGCUAAUUCACGAAGAUGACGACAUCUCAUCUAAUAUCAUUGGCUUUUGUUAUGACUACCUUCACAUCCUGAAACAACUUUCUGCACUUUCAGACCAACAAAAAGCUAAUGUAGAGGCAAUCAUGUUGGCUGUUAUGAAGAAGUUGACAUAUGACGAAGAAUACAAUUUUGAAAAUGAGGGUGAAGAUGAAGCAAUGUUUGUGGAGUACAGAAAGCAAUUGAAACUGUUGCUAGACAGACUUGCCCAGGUCUCGCCAGAGUUACUGUUGGCAUCUGUCCGCAGAGUUUUUAACACUACACUUCAGAAUUGGCAGACUACACGAUUCAUGGAAGUAGAAGUAGCAAUAAGGCUGCUGUAUAUGUUGGCUGAGGCUCUUCCUGUAUCUCAUGGUGCUCACUUCUCUGGUGACGUUACAAAAGCUACAGCUUUACAGGACAUGAUGAGAACGCUGGUGACUUCUGGUGUUAGUGCCUAUCAACAUACAUCAGUGACCCUGGAAUUCUUUGAAACAGUCGUUAGAUAUGAAAAAUUCUUUUCUGUUGAACCUCAGCACAUUCCAACCGUUCUAAUGGCAUUUUUAGAUCACCGUGGUCUUCGCCAUACAAGUCCCAAAGUACGAAGUCGAACAGCUUACCUCUUUUCCAGAUUUGUCAAGUCUCUCAAUAAGCAAAUGAACCCCUUUAUUGAAGAUGUUCUGAAUAGAAUACAAGACCUUCUGGAACUUUCUCCUCCUGAAAAUGGCUACCAGGCUCUGCUAAGCAGUGAUGAUCAACUUUUCAUUUAUGAAACAGCUGGAGUGUUAAUAGUUAACAGUGAAUAUUCUGCAGAAAGAAAACAGGUUCUAAUGAGGAAUUUGUUGACUCCACUGAUGGAGAAGUUCAAAGUAUUGUUAGAAAAGCUGAUGAUGGCACAAGAUGAGGACAGACAGAUGGCACUGGCUGACUGCCUCAAUCAUGCCGUUGGGUUUGCUAGCCGAACCAGCAAGGCUUUCAGCAAUAAGCAAACUGUAAAACAGUGUGGCUGCUCAGAGGUUUAUCUGGACUGCUUACAAACAUUUUUGCCGGCUCUCAGUUGUCCAUUACAAAAAGAAGUUCUGAGAAGUGGUGUCCGCACUUUCCUUCACCGCAUGAUUAUUUGCCUAGAGGAGGAAGUUCUUCCAUUCAUUCCUUCUGCCUCUGAACACAUGCUUAAGGAUUGUGAAGCAAAAGAUCUUCAAGAAUUCAUUCCUCUUAUAAACCAAAUAACAGCUAAGUUUAAGGCGCAGGUUUCACCUUUUCUGCAACAGAUGUUUAUGCCACUACUUCAUGCUAUUUUUGAGGUGUUGCUCCUUCCAGCAGAAGAAAAUGAUCAGUCAGCUGCUUUAGAAAAACAAAUGCUACGGAGGAGUUACUUUGCUUUUCUGCAGACAGUAACUGGCAGUGGAAUGAGUGAAGUCAUAGCUAAUCAAGGUGCAGAGAAUGUGGAGCGUGUGUUGUUCACUGUCAUUCAAGGAGCGGUGGAUUACCCAGAUCCUAUUGCACAGAAGACCUGUUUUAUUAUUCUUUCUAAGUUGGUGGAGCUUUGGGGAGGUAAAGAUGGACCAGUAGGUUUCGCAGACUUUGUCUACAAGCACAUUGUUCCUGCAUGUUUCUUAGCACCUUUGAAGCAAACGUUUGACUUAGCAGAUGCCCAGACAGUAUUGGCUUUAUCAGAAUGUGCAGUGACGUUAAAAACAAUUCAUCUCAAAAGGGGUCCUGAGUGCGUUCAGUAUCUUCAGCAAGAGUAUUUGCCUUCUUUGCAAGUAGCUCCUGAGAUAAUUCAGGAAUUCUGUCAAGCACUUCAGCAGCCUGAUGCUAAAGUUUUUAAAAAUUACUUAAAGGUAUUCUUCCAGAGAGCGAAGCCCUAAGGAAAGUACUGGAAUCUCAUGUACUUGUUUCCAUAAUCCAGAACCCUGGUUGUUAAUUUAUAAGAACGCUAACUUGUGCCAUUCAAACUGGUUUUGUUUUUAAGACAUGUUGCUUUGUGCUCACAUAAGUACAUAUUCUAGCCUUUCAAAAAAAGAGAAAUGCAGAUCCCCUACUUGUGUCUCAAACAUGAAGGUAUGUGACGUGAAAAAUUGUCUGUAUACCUACACAAACCUUGAUGUAUAGGAUGAUUUAAGCUUAUGCUGUAAUGCGUACAGCAAUGAAAUGACACUUAUUUUUGAAAUUAAAUGUAAAAAUCCCGUCAGACCAUACCAAUGGUUAUUAAAAUGUGUACAUUUUUGAUACUGAGUAAAAUGUUUUCAUAAGACAAAAUUCAUUUGUUCAUGUAUGGUGACAUGAAAAUAAAGCAAUCAAAGUCAUUCUUGUAGAUAGUCAUUUCAUUGAAGUUGUCUUAAUGAUAAAAUAUAUAUAUAUACCUCCUAUAAAACAGAUUGGUUUAAUAAAUAAUUUCAUUUAAAAGUA
Molecule: messenger RNA, 4334 nt
Organism: Columba livia (rock pigeon)
Lineage: Eukaryota; Metazoa; Chordata; Aves; Columbiformes; Columbidae
Gene: XPOT
Product: exportin for tRNA
Exons: 25
Coding region: 905-3793 (962 amino acids)
Biological process (GO): intracellular protein transport; tRNA re-export from nucleus
Cellular component (GO): nuclear pore; cytoplasm; nuclear matrix
Molecular function (GO): tRNA binding; small GTPase binding
Source: RefSeq, a predicted model, not a curated record